Hippocampus comes (tiger tail seahorse) is the source of this 4402-nucleotide messenger RNA. RefSeq names its product collagen alpha-1(XVI) chain-like. The transcript is spliced from 47 exons. Lineage: Eukaryota; Metazoa; Chordata; Actinopteri; Syngnathiformes; Syngnathidae. The record is from RefSeq and is a predicted model, not a curated record. Gene Ontology annotation, biological process: extracellular matrix organization. The coding region runs from base 290 to 3142 and encodes 950 amino acids. Gene Ontology annotation, molecular function: extracellular matrix structural constituent conferring tensile strength.
ACACGCUGGAAAUGUAGGACCACCUGGCCCACGAGGAGAGAAGGGUAACUCAGGGAGAAGAGGAGCUGAUGGUAAACCGGGAAAACUUGGAGCUAAAGGAUCUGCCGGCAAGGAUGGAGUCAAGGGUGAAAAGGGAGAGAUCGGACUGCCUGGUCUAAGUCUUCCUGGCCAGAAAGGGGAACCGGGCGUUUGUGGCUUGUGCCAGCCGUACGAGGUUGGCAGCGGACCUGCCAGCAUCAAAAUACCUGACGGAGCAAGAGGCAACCCAGGCGAACCGGGCCCUCCGGGCAUGCCCGGACUUCCGGGCCUUGGAGCGGAAGGCAAACAGGGCCCCCCGGGUGCUACUGGAGAGAGAGGAGAUAAGGGUGACCAAGGUGACAAAGGGGAUACGGGAGACAAUGGUGCUCCUGGAGUCCCAGGACUGCCUGGAGAGCCUGGACGAGAUGGACAAACGGGCCUCAAGGGAGAAAAGGGUGAAGCUUGUACCAGCUGUUCAUCUCUGGGCACUGCAGUGGGUGACGGUGUGGCUGUGCCUGGGCCGAAAGGAGAGAGGGGAGAGCCCGGACCCCCAGGAACAGGGAAAACGGGCAAAAAUGGUAAACCAGGCUUGCCAGGCAUACAAGGUCCUCCUGGUCUUAAAGGCAGCAGGGGAGAACCUGGACCCGUAGGAGUUGGCCAACCAGGCGCACAGGGCAUCGAAGGACCCAGAGGACUGCCGGGUAUUGUUGGACCUCCAGGAUCCAGAGGAACACCCGGCCCUGCAGGUCCCGUUGGAGAAAAGGGCAUGACAGGAGAUGCUGGACCUCCAGGACCGCAAGGGCCAGUGGGCUUCGGAGUAACUGGGCCACCGGGUAGAGACGGUGCCCCGGGCGCCCGCGGAACUCCUGGAGCUGAUGGCAGACCUGGACUUGACGGAGCUAAGGGGGACAAGGGUGACCCUGGCGAGUGUAACUGCAUCAUGCCAAUGCAGUCAGGUGCAGGAGGACCUGGAGCCCCCGGGGCUGUGACCGGCACAUGGCAGCCUGGCCCUCAGGGACCCCCAGGACCACCGGGCCCACCGGGCCCACCUGGGCCUCACGGUGCCAACGGACUUCAAGGACCUCAGGGUAUCCCUGGAAGCGACGGGAUACCAGGGAAACCGGGUUUGCCUGGAUACGUUAGGCCUGACUUGCAGCUGCUGCCUCAAGAUGCUUCUGACGAAGAUCAAGAUAAAGCCUGUGUCGGGGACUGCUCCCAAGGGAUGCCAGGGGUGCCAGGUAUGGCUGGGGCCAAAGGAGAAAAGGGAGACCAGGGCAAGCCUGGCGUCACACCCUUGGAUAACUGUGAUAGCUGUCUGGAGAAACUACAGGCAACAGAUCCGAGGGAUCCCUGCUCCUGUACAGGAUCACCCGGCGUUCCAGGGGUGCCAGGCUCACAGGGAAUACGCGGGGAGCCUGGUAUACAAGGGGACAGAGGACAAGCUGGACUUCCAGGAAACAUGGGCCCUCCAGGUUUCCCAGGUCCUCCGGGCCCAUCUGGCUCACCUGGUCCGCAAGGCGAACAAGGGUCAGCUGGCAUCGCCGGAAUCAAGGGUGAACAGGGCCCUUCAGGGACGCCAGGCUAUCCUGGAUCCAUGGGGCCUCCGGGAAUGCCAGGACUGAAGGGUGAACGCGGGAGCCCAGGGACGAGCGGUCAGAAAGGAGAAUUGGGUCCUUCGGGUCUCCCCGGGUACCAAGGACAGGCGGGCGCACCGGGAGGUAAAGGAGACACAGGGCCAGCAGGACCUGUUGGACCAAAGGGUGAUCAGGGCUUUCAAGGACAACCCGGAUUCCCUGGAACGCCGGGCCCACCUGGCCUUGCUGGCAAAAUUGGAAGAGAAGGACCCCCAGGACUCAAGGGUGAAAAGGGCAAUGAUGGUGCGCAAGGUUCUCAAGGAUCAACUGGACCCCCAGGCUCAUCAGGCUCCCCAGGACUAAUGGGUCCUCCUGGCAUCGAGGGAGUUCACGGAAAAGACGGAAAACCAGGGCUUCGGGGAGAGCUGGGCCCACCGGGACCAGCCGGCCCACGAGGAAUGCCAGGAUUCAAAGGGAAAACUGGCCACACUGGAUUUCCAGGACCAAAGGGGGAAGCUGGAAUUUCAGGCCCACCUGGACCACCAGGUAGACCAGGGCACGAGGGUGAUCCCGGCACGCCAGGAGCUCAGGGACGACCGGGACCAUCUGGUCACAUUGGUUCACCAGGUCCAGCUGGACCCCCAGGACCUCCCGGUCCAUCUGGAUUGGGUAUAAAGGGAGAUAAAGGUCAGAUUGGAGAGAGAGGUCUUCCAGGAAUGCCUGGAACCCCAGGUCCACCUGGUCACCCAGGAUUAAUGGGCGAGCCAGGAAAUGAUGGUUCUGCUGGUAAAGAUGGCUUGGCGGGCCUUCCUGGUGAGAACGGGAAAACAGGUCAAAAGGGUGAACCUGGGGCCACUGGGGAAAGAGGCCCUCCGGGGGAGAGAGGCAGACCAGGGCCCCCUGGUGGAGGCUUGGGAUAUCACUCCAAAGAUGCACAGCCGAUGAUUGGCCCGGUGGGGCCCAGAGGGGAGAGGGGAAACUCUGGCCCAGCCGGCCCCCCUGGACUACCUGGAACUCCAGGCUCACCGGGAAAUGAUGCUGUUGUCAAUUACGAUGAAAUCAAGAGCUUCAUCCGCCAGCAGGUCAUCAAGAUUUUUGAUGAGAGAAUGGCCUACUACAUGUCUCGUAUGCAGAUGCCUGUAGAAAUGGUAUCAUCUCCCGGUCGGCCCGGGCCGCCAGGGAAAGACGGCAUUCCCGGUAAUCCCGGAGCCCCCGGCGCACCUGGCAUCCCAGGCCAGAUCGGCCGAUUAGGUCGACCUGGACCCCAAGGCCCAGCUGGACCAAGGGGCCCAGUGGGUGCAAAAGGAGAUAAGGGUGUAGGUGAAAUGGGAGAUGUCGGACCGCCAGGAGCACCAGGUAUCCCGGGUUCCCCAGGGUAUGGUAAGAUGGGACCCCCAGGUUCCGUUGGCCAGCAAGGAGUUCCUGGAAUCCCAGGUCCUCCUGGACCGGCUGGUUCAAAGGGAAUCGACGGCCGGUGUAACCCUUCAGACUGCAUGAGCCGUCAAGUGGAAUAUAGCCCCAAGGGCCCGUCUGUCAAGGGCCCCUGGUAAACGAGCGGAGGGCAAGGAGGGGAGAGGUCGGGCAAACCAAAGGACAUAAAGCCGGGAAUUCUGACCGCAAACUUAAAGAUGGCAACUUCCUUUGUUAUUGAACAGCGCCCAUGUUUGUUUGUUUGUGCAAAAAUCCACAUUCCUCUUCCCCUACUUUGACCUAAGCGGUGAAUCUCAAUUCCAUCAUUCUUUCCUUAUGAAUUCCACUUCUUUCUCAUAUCAUUCUUUGUUGUUGUUUUGCCUUCUCUUCACCAUGUUUCACUCCUUCAAACCAACCACGGGAAGGUGAAAGGAUCCCUUUUUCUUUGUUUUUUUUCUUUGUCAAGUUUAGAACGCAGCCACGUGUACUGUAGCAGCUUGCUUGCACCUCUGAUAUCACAGUGCCUCACAAACCUUCACAACGGCUUCAGCGCUUGUGGUGUUUGUUCUCCGUAGUUGAAUUGGGUUUCGAAGAGAAUGGAUGCGUACGCACCCUUUUCGAGGGCUUUACCGUUUUGUAAAUAUUUCUAUUUAUAUAUAGCAGCUUUUUAUACAUUUUGAAACAUUUGAUGAGCGACGUCAUACCAUCGCCAUGGAAAUACUGUCCACCAAACGUGCGGAGAGCUUGUCACCCUAUUUCAAGUGAAGAAUUGAAUUCAUGAUUCAAAAGUACGCUCACAGUUUUUCACAUUCAAGCAACAGUUCGGACACGCUUUGAUGCCGAUUCGGCUUUCUAGAACAUUUGCGGCCGUUCGUCUUAAAUGCAAGUCAAUAGCUUUGGAUUCACAAGCUAGCAAAAUGCUAUUCUACUCCCUGGGGGGGCAUUUUUAGGCUUUAGUAUCCCACUGAUUGUUCAGAAUAGCCAAGCCUUGAAAAACAAAACUGUGGUUUCUCUCAGAAACAGAAUUCAACUGUGUUUUGAAUGGCUGUACGAUGCCACUCUAUAUGCUUGCUGUGUAUAUGUUGUUUCAAGACAUUGCUGUGCAACUCGUGUUUCUUCCUGAGGUUGUUUUAUAAAUCAUUUGAGAGACAAAAAAAAAAUAUGCAAAGCAAGGGUUGUUGUUUUCAUUCGCAUUAUAUUUGUGCAAUCGGUAUGUCCCAUGUCUAGAAAUGACAGGAUUUACAGUAUGUAUGAGCACUCAUGUUGAAACUUGCCAAACAAGUGUUGACAAAUUGCAAGCUGCAGCAAACCCCCCCCGCCCCCUAAAAAAGGACUGAAUUGAUAUAAAUGAUAAUAGGGGAAGAGGUUUUUUACAUAAUAAUAAAGAAGAGUGAAUUUUA